GCUCAAAUAAAAAAAACCUUGUAGAGAAUUAUCUGUUGACCUCAAACUAUUACUUCCGUACUGAGUCGCCUUCCGGCUGCCGCCAUUCUGUGUGGAGGCGUCUGGAACCGCUGCUGAUUGGCCAAUAGGGAGGGGUUCGGUGGUUGUGGUUGGUUAACGAGAAAGGGCCUUUGCUCAGUGAGUGGUUGAUGUGGAAGGGACAGAGCGCGCGCUGAGCAAGUUUUGAAAGUGGACCUGAAGACUGCUCAUCCUAAGGGGACUAUGGCGCUGCGACCAAGCCUCGGGAACUGCUUCGGGCGCUGGUGCCCCUCCGACCUCAGCCUAGCAUGGGUGGAUACAAUCUGGGAAUUGGAUUUCAUGGAGACCGAACCUUUGGAUCCCAUCAUAGAAGCACAGAUCACAGAGGAUGGACUAUAUGCAUUCACUGAACUCUAUGAGAGCCUUUUUCCUUUUGCUACUCCAGAACAUGGAACCACAGAGAGUAUUUGGACCAUCUUUAAAGAGAACAAUAUUUCUCACAAUGCACUUGUGGCCCUUUUCUAUCACUUUGUUGAAAUUGUCCAUAAGAAAAAUGCCACCGUGCAAAAUCGAGAAUAUGGUCUGCAUGCUGCUGGGCUUUACUUUUUAUUGCUUGAAAUCCCAGGUAGUAUAGCGAAUCAAGUGUUCCAUCCAGUGAUGUUUGACAAAUGCCUUCAGAUUCUGAAAAAGAGCUGGCCUCAAGAAUCUAACUUGAGUAGGAAAAGAAAAAAAGAAUGUUCCAAGAGUUCUCAUGGUGAUUCCAGAGGUAAUAGAAAGAGAGGAAAACCCCCUAGAAAAGAAGAUUUUGAGAUGGAUGAAAUCUUAGAAGAAGAGGAUGAUGAAGAUGAUAUUUGUUUUUCUUCACGUGACCUUUCUCAAAUUCGGGAUGCCAUCUUUUUCCUUCUGAAGAAUCUGUUAAGAUUUUUCCCCAAGUUCCCCCUUAAAGAAAAGCCACAGUGUGUGCAGAAUUGUAUACAGAUCUUAGUUGGAUUAACUAGUUUUGAACCAGUUCUUCAUGGAUUUCACACUUUAGAAGCCAGAAACAUUAACCAAGCAAAAUACAUACCAGAAUUGGCCUAUCAUGGGUUGCGUUUGCUGUGUUCCUCAAUUCAUGGGGAAGGGGAUAAGGUCAUUGCUUGGCUCUUCCAUCGAUUGCUAAAUGUGAUACUCAUGUAUGAAGCAGGAGAGGGAUCCCACCGUGCACCCCUUAGUAUCACUGCACAAGUUAUCAAUGCCAGAAAUUAUGCAAUCCAGUUUAUCAGUUUGCUAGUGGAUGAACUGAAGGAAGCUAUAUUUCCUGUUCUUCGUAUCUUACUGCAACAUAUCUGUGCCAAGGUUCUAGAUAAAUCAGACUAUCGGACCUAUGCAGCUCAGGCCCUGGCACAGUUGCUGAAUAAAUUCUCUGCUGUAGAGUAUGCCGCAUUCAUUGACUGGCUUUACAAAUAUUCUCGAAGUUCAAAGAUCUCACACAGAGUAUUUACUCUUGAUGUAGUCCUGGCUCUCUUGGAAUAUCCUGAAAGAGAACUGGACAGUUCCCUUUCCCUUGAUCAGGAGAAGUUUUUAAAGCAUAAAUUUUUAUUGCAAGAACUGAUGUUUGGACGUUGCUCAGACAAGGCAUCUACCGUCCGUAGCAAGGCUCUUUCAAGUUUUGUUCACUGUCUGGAGAUGUCAACUACUGUUAACCUUAAUAACAUACUGGACCUUUUUCAAGCCUCAAGUUAUGCUGCUUCAGAAGUGAAUAGUUGUCCAACUACUUUAUCGGGAAGCACAGAAGUUCCUUCUAACUGUUCAAGAAAAACACUUAGUACUUUUAAAACCAUAGAUGUAACAGAUACUGUCAGUAGUGGUGAAAAAAUUGGAUUUGAUGGAAAUGAUAUUCUGACCAUGCUGAGACAGAGAAUUGAUGAUGAGAAGACCAAUGUCAGAAAAUCUGCCCUCCAGGUGUUGGUUAGUAUUAUGAAACACAAUCAGAUCCCAUGCACCAAAGAAGACCUCUCAAUUCUGCAGGAUCGGUGUCGGGAUCCUGCAGUUUCUGUUAGGAAGCAAGCACUACAAUCUAUUACUGACCUUCUUAUGGCUCAACACGGAAGUGUAUUGAUACAGAAAGCCUGGCUGACAGGAAUCAUCCCAGUUGUGAUGGACACUGAGAGCUCUGUGCAAGAGAAGGCUCUGGAGUGUUUUGACCAACUUGUGUUGCAACACAUUAAGCACUAUAGUAAAUUCCAUUGUGAAGACAGCAACCAAAUGUUAGCAUGGGAUCUCCUUACUCUUCUCACUUCAGACAGCCAGGAACUAAGCCGUUAUUUAAAUAAGGCUUUUCACAUGAUGUCUAAGAAAGAUAAGUUCUCAUCUACUUUUAUAAAUAAUGUGAUAUCCCAUACUGAAACGGAACACUCAGCACCUGCCUGGAUGUUGCUCUCAAAGGUUGCCUGCUCAUCACCUAAACUGGAUUACACCAAAAUAAUUGAAUCCUGGGAGAGAAUCAGUGGGCAACAGAAUACCAGUCCUGAUACUCUAGGACAUAUUCUGGGUGUGAUUGGUCAUAUUGCAAAGCACCUCCCUAGGAGAAGUCAGAAAGACCUGACUGAUAUUGUCAAAUGUAAACUGAAAGAGUUUCUGUGGCCUCCAGAGGUGAUUAGUUCAGCUGUUGAUGUUCUGCAAAAACUCUGUCUUGCAUUUGUAGAGACAACUGAGGAGGAGCAGGAAUUACUGAACCAGGUAUGUGUUGAUAUCCUCUCCACAUGUGAGGACUACAUUUCUAAAGUUGUUUUUAAAGAAGGUGGAACAGAAAAUAUGGAAGAAGACUUGUUGGUGAGACAUAUCUUUACCUUAGGAGAGGUGGCCCAGCUAUGUCCAGCCAAAGUGGGGAAAAGAAUCUUCCUUCUAAUUCAGUCUAUCCUGGCUUCUGUUGAUGAAGACCACCAGCCUUCAUGUCAAGAUAAUUGUAAUCUUCCAGCUUCUCAACUACUGUCCCAAUUCAGAGGUUCUGUCAUGCCUCCACUGAUAAGAGCCCACACGGUCAUUACCCUAGGCAAAUUAUGUUUACAGCAUGAAGAUCUUGCAAAGAAGUGCAUUCCAGCCCUGGUGCGUGAGCUGGAGGUGUGUGAGGAAGUGGCUGUCCGUAACAAUGUGAUUAUUGUUCUGUGUGAUCUGUGUAUUCGCUACACAGUCAUGGUGGACAGAUACAUUCCCAAUAUCUCUGUGUGUCUGAAGGAUUCAGAUCCUUUUAUCCGAAAGCAGACUCUUAUUUUGCUGACCAACCUCUUACAGGAAGAAUUUGUGAAAUGGAAGGGAUCACUGUUCUUUCGAUUUGUAAGUUCUCUAGUGGAUGAACAUCCAGAAAUUUCCAGUUUUGGAGAAUUCUGUCUGGUUCACCUUUUACUGAAGAGGAACCCUGUCAUGUUUUUCCAGCAUUUCAUUGAGUGCAUUUUCCACUUCAAUAGCUAUGAGAAGCAUGAGAAAUACAACAAAUUUCCCCAGUCAGAGAGAGAAAAACAGCUCUUUUCAUUGAAGGGAAAGCCUAACAAAGAGAAACGCAUGCGGAUAUACAAGUUUCUACUAGAGCACUUCACAGAUGAGCAGAGAUUCAACAUCACUUCAAAAAUCAGCCUGAAUAUUUUGGCUUGCUUCGUGGAUGGCAUCCUACCCUUGGAUAUGGAAGCCAAUGAUCUGCUUUCAGAUACAUUUGAAGUUCUGAGUUCAAAGGAGAUCAAACUGUUGGCAAUGAGAUCCAAACCAGAUAAAGACUUACAGAUAGAAGAUGAUGAACUGGCCAUGGCUAAUGCAGUCAUGCAGGAAGCACAGAAAAAACUAAUUUCUCAAGUUCAGAAAAGGAAUUUCAUAGAAAAUGUUAUUCCAAUCAUAACUUCCUUGAAGUCAAUGCUGGAACAGAGUAAGAUUCCAGCUUUGAGGGACCUCAUGAACUAUCUCAGGGAAGUGAUGCAAGAUUAUCGAGAUGAAAUCAAGGAUUUUUUUGCAGUGGAUAAACAACUGGCUUCAGAACUUGAGUAUGACAUGAAGAAAUAUGAAGAGCAACUGGCAAGGGAGCAAGAGCUAGCCGAACAAAGGAAUACAGAAAGAAUGACCGAGAUCUCAGGCACCCUAGCAAUAGCACAGUUUUCCUUCUGCCACUCAGAUUUUUUUAAAAAAUGGUUUUUUUUCCAUCGAUUGGGGAAUGGCUGAAUAAAUUAUGGUAUCUGAUGGUGAUGGAAUACUAUUGUGCUGAAAGAAAUAAUGAACUGGAGGAAUUCCAUGUGAACUGGAAAGACCUCCAGGAAUUGAUGCAGAGCGAAAGGAGCAGAACAGGAGAACAUUGUACAAAGACUGAUACAUUAUGGCACAAUCGAAUGUAAUAGACUUUUCUACUAGCAGCAUUGCAAAUGACCCAGGACAAUCCAGAGAAACUUAUGAGAAAGAACGCUAUCCACAUCCAGAGAAAGAACUGUGGGAGCAGAAACACAGAAGAAAAACAUAUGAUUGGUCAUGUAGCUCAAUACUGAUAUGAUUAGGGCUUUUAUAUUAAAAGAUCACUCUACUGCAAAUAUGAAUAACAUGGAAAUAGACUUUUGAACAAUGAUACAUGUCUAACCCAGUGGAAUUGCUUGUCAACUCUGGGAGGGGGGAGGGUAGGGGUGGGGGAUCAUGAACCAUGUAACCAUGGGAAAAUAUUCUAAAUAAAGAAAAAAGAAAGGAAAAAAAGUGUUGUUGUUUUUUAAAAUUCUCAUUGGGCUUAUAUUCAAUCUGCAUUUUCUUUGAGGUUUUGCUUGAAGAUAUUUUUCACAUCGUUGUCUUCUGAGUUUAUGUCUUGUUUCUUUGUCUCAUUAGUGGUUUUUUAUGCUUAGGUUAUUUUUUGUUGUUUGCUCAUUUUUCUGUGACUUUAAAUUUUAUGUUAAAGUUGGGCUCUGUUCAUCUAGGGUGGGGGAAGGUCACUGUCCUAAGUUUCAGGCUUUUUUCCUCCCUGCUGUUUUAGCAGCUAGUUCUAGGGGUCUGUAAGUUUUUCAUGCUUCCAAGGAGGAGUGAUCUGGGGAGAGGUAUAGUCACUGUUCUUUUUGUCUAUGCUCUGGCUCUUACCCAGGUAGAGACCAUGUUCCCUUGCAACCACAAGUGCUAAUGCUCCUCUCUGCCCUCGAAAUGAGACCUGAAACUGGGUCAUGGGCAAUGUAGAUGCCAAAUAACAUUGUUCCCGCACCCAGUGCCAGCACAGGGUUUCCUAUAAUUUUCUGACCAUUUAUCCAAUCCCCCCAUCUCUGUGCAGUCAGAGCUUCUAAAACUGCUGCUGAUGCCUUUGAAGUCCCAGAGCUGGCUUUGCAACUGAACUGCCCUCCUGGCAAGUCCUCACCUAAGUGCUACAAAUUUUUCCUUCUUCUAAACUGUCUUAAACUGGAAAAAAAUAUCUCAACUUGACUUUUUGUUGGCCUUAUCACUCUAGAAUUUGAUUUGAUGUAUUAUUUUAAAGUUGUUUGGAGGUGAAUAUUGGGAGGUUUUCAUUGGAUUGUUCCCUCUACUCUGCCUUAUUCCCAUGAACUGAGUUUAAAGAAAGCCAGGAUUCUAAGAGUUGGAGAUUAGGAGGGACAGCAUUCUUGGGAUGGGGGACAAUUAGUGCAAAAGUCCAGAGAUGGAAGUUCAAUGUGAGGAACAAACAAGUAGGCUGGUAUGGCUAGAACAUGGAGUGCAUGGAAAAGUAGGAAUGGGUCAGACUAUAAAGAGCUUUAAGUGCUAAACAGGUUAGGUAUGAUGGUAGAGGUGUUAAGGAACUACUAGAGCUUAAGCAGCAUUGUCAGAUCUUCACUUUAGAACAAGUCAUCUUGGCAGCUUAAGGAUGGAUUGGAAUAAGGAGAGAUAUGGCAUAGUGAGGCCAUCAUUAGAAAUUUUAUUAUUUCAGGCAAGAGGAAGAUCUGUACUAGGGUCAUGGCCAUGAGUGGAGAGAAAAAAUCUACUGUGGAGAAAGAAAUGAAAGCUCUGGCAAUUCAUUGUCUAUAUUGAGUGAGAGAUGUUGAGGAUGAAACAUAA
Messenger RNA from Monodelphis domestica (gray short-tailed opossum), 6027 nucleotides. It is a transcript of the gene NCAPD3, whose product is annotated as non-SMC condensin II complex subunit D3. The record is from RefSeq and is a predicted model, not a curated record. Gene Ontology annotation, cellular component: condensin complex; condensed chromosome, centromeric region. Gene Ontology annotation, biological process: meiotic chromosome condensation; mitotic chromosome condensation. Lineage: Eukaryota; Metazoa; Chordata; Mammalia; Didelphimorphia; Didelphidae. Gene Ontology annotation, molecular function: histone binding.